Messenger RNA from Anthostomella pinea, 1017 nucleotides. The record is from the annotation of a GenBank genome assembly. Lineage: Eukaryota; Fungi; Ascomycota; Sordariomycetes; Xylariales; Xylariaceae.
AUGACUGUGAGAAGAGCUUCCACCUUUGCUGUGGUUAUACCACUAGUUCUGUCCCUGGCAGGCUUCGUGCUGGCCAUGUUGGCGCUGUUCGCUGGGACUGGAUCUCAACAACAAGUUAUGGAAGACUACCAUAUCAUCGCGGUCAACAUGUCCGACUUCGGCCACGAUCUGAUCGCAUCAGCAGCAACCACUUCCACAGCCCCCGAACCGACAAAGACGGACGACGGUGGCUUCUGGAGCAGUAUUGAGAGUGGUAUAAGUGAUAUUGGACAAGAUGUAAAGAACGACCUGACGGACAUCGCAAAUAAUAUUGCAAACGACGUUGCCGACAAGCUUGCGGACGCGAUUGGCAUCUCUGAGUGGUAUAGCUUGCAUAUCAUGACUGCCUGCGAAGGUGUCUUCUCGCCGAAUGCGACGAACCCAGGCGCAUGGUUCAAUACCACCAACUGCACUGCGCAGGAAGCUGGGUUGCACUUCAACCUGACUGAGCUCAUUAAUGGUGAACUGCAGGCCGGUCCCCUACACUUGAGUGCCGCCGAUUUAAGAUUCCCGCAAAAAGUACAAGAUGCGGUCGACCUGAUCAACGAUACGCUCCUCGCCGUCUUCCUCUUCUACGUGCUUGGAAGCGCAUUCACUGGCCUAUCCUUCCUCGUCUGCAUCGUCCUGCUCACCUUGCGCCCCGACAUGUCGAGGCUCGUGAUCCUGGCCAACUUGGCCAUUUCAAUCCUUGCCGCCUUGACACUAGCCAUCGGAAGCGCCAUGACGACCGCUGUCGCGAAGAAAGGUGUUUCCAAGAUCAACGACGCAGGCGAGGACGUGGGGAUAUCCGCUGUCGAGGGGACAAAGUUCAUAACCAUCUCGUGGGUUGCCUUUGCGGUUAUGUUUGCGUCCUGCCUGUUCUGGACAGCGACGUGCUUUCUACCGCGCAAGUCGAAAAACUAUGGUGGAGAGAAGGGGCCGCGCACUAGCGCAGACAGUGGUCGGCCAUUCUUGGCCAUGUUCAGGCGACGACACUGA